AUGGAGAAGGUUCAGCAGCAGCAUCACGUAGAAGAUGUGGGUCGACUGCUGCUGCAGACGCAGGAGCAGCUCCGAGUCAUGCGAGAGCAGAUGACUGCGGCGGCUGCAGCCGUGGAGGCCAACGCAUCGCCGAUGCGGCACAGCGCAGUCGUGACCACAGCCGAGGUGCAGGCGUUCAACGCCAUUUUGCAGCAGACAGAGGCAGAGCUGCGCGCCAAGGCGGAGCUCGUUCUAAACGGCAUGGUCAACAGCAGCAGCAGCGCUCAAAACAACCAAAGUCAGAGCGGAACACUGCUCCCUGCCGUCACAGUCGCAGCGCCUCCCUCCACAAGACACCGCAGCGGAUAUGCCAAGCCCAGAGUGGCGAAAAGUAUGGACGCGAGCUCAAUCCCGAUGGAAUUCUUUCGAGAGCAAUUCCGGAACAGCAGCGUUGAGGUCCGGCAGACUCUAAUGCCUUCGCCCCUGCACUUGCAGCGGCAUCUCGGGAUCCAUCACGGCCGCCUCAUGCGCAAGAAAACCACACAACACUGUCGCCUCCUGCCGAGUGUCAACAAAGUCGACCCCAGUGCGCCGACGCCUGAACUGCGAGAGGAGGACGCCAAACACGGCGUACUAAACCUGGUCACACGCGGGUUUCUACCUGCAUACGCUGACCUGACACCAGCCUUUGCAGGUCCCAGUGGAGCGAACGAUGGAUCGGGUGGUGGCGUGAUGAAGCAGCGUGCGACGCGGAUCCACGAUCGAUCAGAGCAGUCGGUUCGCCCGACGCCGUUCACGCAGUCCACGGGCUACAACCUCGCAGCGCUAAAGUUUGAUCUUCGGGCGCCGUUUACGCCUCCACCUCCUGCACCCGAGUCCAGCCCUCCCGCUACUGCCACGACCAGAAGACGCAGCACCAGGAGAGGUUCAGCCGGACAUGGUCCAAGCAAGGUCACGAUGUCGUUCCCAGAGUCUGCUAGGGCCGACAAGAGCGGCAGAUCGGUACGUCAGAGCUCGCUGGUGUCCGCUGCAAUAGCGGCCUUCACGAACCAAAGCGACGACUUGGAAGACAACCGAGAGCGCUUCAGUGAGCAGCCAGAUGAGGAAAUCUCGGAUGAGGAGCAGGAGGACGAUGAGAACGAGAAGGACGAGGAGGCCGAGAUGGAGGAGCUGGGCGCCAACGUCGACAAGAUCCGCGGAUACAACGAGCUGCUGGACGCGUACAGUCUGCACCAGUUCUUGAUCCACAAGGGACGAACCAUGCGAGAUACACCCGAGUUUGUGUCGUUCCGCCGCGUAGCGCAGGAGCUUUGGGGCAGCGUCGAGGAGGCCCUGCGCGCGUUGGAGACUCUCCUCACGCAGUACUUCGUGCCGCUGGCGUACGCUGAUGGCCAGCGCUUGUUGUCUCUCGCUUCCACCGGCCAGCCUCGGUUCUCCAAGCGCGAGCUGUUGUCCUGCAUCGUGAACGAAGAGCAGGUAAUGGCGGUGCUCCGUCGACCAGGACAGCGAUACAAAGGCAGAGACCGCAAGCGCCGAGCUGCGACGACAAUCCAAGCCUGUGUCCGGAUGUGGUCAAUCCGCCGCCGGUAUGUGAGAUCGCGCGCGAGCGACUUCAGCGCGACGAAGAUCCAGCUCGCAUGGCGCGCCUUCAGCUGCCACGCGGCUUUGAAAGCUCGACUGCGAGAGCUUCGGCGGGAGCAGCUUGACAACUGGGAAGCCAAGAUGAACGACCUGAAGACCCAGUGGCAUCAGAUUGCAGGACGCCGACGCGUUGUCGUGCACGUGCCGUCCUUGUCGCUGGAUGAACACUCGCGCCUUAGCGCCGAGAACUUCGCAGUGCAGCAGAACCUCCAGCUGACGCGGAUAUGCGCUGCAGCUCUGGACUCGAACGUGGAUCUGCUUGUGUACGUGGCCCCCUUCGAGCUCACCGCUGACGUCUCGCACUACUUCCUCAAGCUGCUGCAGCUGGGCGGUCUGGCUGAUAGUAGACCGCGCGUGAAGCUCGUGUUUCCAGAGCAGGCUGCCCGCUUUCCAGCGCAUUUCUCGCUCUCGUCAGUCUUGCUGUACUCGCCUCACUGUCUGCGGCGCAUCCGGCACUACACGGCAGGCAAAGACGCAUACCUCGUGAUGGGGUUGCCUGGUACAGAAGACCAGCGGCUGGCUAUCGCCCUGGACUUGCCUAUCCUUGGUGCACCGCCACCUCAAGCACUACCAUUGCUCACUCGCUCAGGUGGCAAGCGGCUGCUCAUCCGCGCUGACGUGAACGUCCCCACCGGCACUUACGAGCUCUACGACGAGCACGAACUGUUCGCAGCACUUGCCAAGCUUGCAGUCGCGCACAUGGAUCAGCCGAGAUGGUUGCUCAAGCUCGACUACGACCCCCUUGGUGUUGGUGAAGCGGUGGUUGAUCUGUCGGGGAUGCAAGCGAUGCGCGAGCUACGACGAGAGAAGAAGACGCCCGAGUAUUGGCGCCAACCGGGACCGCGCGAUGCUGCAUCCAAGCUCGUGCUAGCUGAACUGGAGCGUCCAGGCGUGUUGGCGCGACUUGCGACGCCCAUGCACACCGAGAUCUUCCCGUCAUGGCGAGAGUACACCGAAGCGAUCAGCCAUUUCGGCUGCGUGGUCGAAGCCGUUCCUCCCACAAGCUUCGUCGCCUCGCCCGAGACUGCGAGCUCGUCCGUGGAGCCGGCCUACGUACGCGCGAACUUGUUCAUUGACCCGGACGGCACAGUUCACAUCACGUCGACGCAGAAUGUGCUGGCCAGUGGCGGAGGACUCAAUCGGAAAACGGUGGCGUUCACGUUCCCCCAGACAGUGGCGCCGCACGAGGCGGUUAAGGGUGCGUGCACUGCUGCGGGGAAGCUGCUAGUGGAGACCAACGUCUGGGGCUACGUGAGUCUGGACUUCGUCGUGUUCCAGGACGACAAGAGCGGCGGCGCACCACGGCUCUGGGCGCUCGCUGUGCAUCCGUUCCUGACAGACUCUGCUGCGAGCUUCGCGUGCUUUCACCUUCUCGCCCGGGGCGUGCUCGACGCGAGCUCAGGAGGCUACCGAAUGGCUGCAGCAAAUUCGACACUUGCGGCCGUCAAUUCAGGACGAAGUGGCGGUGGGGGCACAACGGACCUGCUACUACGAGAGGCGUCGCUGGCGAAGGGGGCUCAGGCUGGCACGCCUCGCUGCUACGUGGUGUGCUCGUACGUCUUCCACCCGCACGUGACCACCAUGCAGUACACUGCCUUCUUCCACGCCUGCCGACUGCAUGGAGUGUGUUUCGACGUUGAGCGCACGCUAGGAACGCUCUUCCUGCUCACAGACAGUCUCACAGCCGGUGUCUUCGGCGUCUUGAGCGUUGGGGAGACCACCGACGGGGCGUUGGCGUUCAUGCGCACUGCACUUGAAGUGAUCGGCCGCGAGGCCGGCGCGACUGUCGAAAUGGCUACCUCCCCAUCUCGACCCGGCUCAGCUCGCAGCGGCAACUUCGCUCAAGUGUUGUCUGCUGUUCGCGCGUCCACAGGCGGAGGCAAAGGCGACAGACUCGGUAGAAUGCGGCGACUGCGUCGAUAG
Messenger RNA from Phytophthora sojae, 3543 nucleotides. RefSeq lists its product as hypothetical. Bases 1 to 3543 code for a protein of 1180 amino acids. The record is from RefSeq and is a predicted model, not a curated record. Lineage: Eukaryota; Oomycota; Peronosporomycetes; Peronosporales; Peronosporaceae. The transcript has 3 exons. Gene Ontology annotation, molecular function: protein binding.